Messenger RNA from Dibothriocephalus latus, 1218 nucleotides. NCBI's taxonomy places the organism in Eukaryota, Metazoa, Platyhelminthes, Cestoda, Diphyllobothriidea, Diphyllobothriidae. The record is from the annotation of a GenBank genome assembly.
UGUGUCCUCUACUUCACCGUCCGCUUGCCAAACCUCGCCGGUCGUUUGGAUGCCCUGUCGGACGUACUGCUGGAGAAGUUUACCGGCGACGACAAGCUGGACCUGGACCCUGUCUUCAGCAGGACCUUUGACGAGGACUACGAUGAACAUGUGGCUGGUGUCACAAGAGUCCAGUUUGUGCGAGUUUACGGCGACUGGAUACGCUACUGCCUUCAGAGGAGCCUUCGGAACUCCGUAAAUUUCCGUUAUUACCACCGCACAGUUUUUUCUUGCUUGCUCCUCCAUUCUCUCCACUCCAUUCUGGAAACCUUCCUGCACUAUCUUCACGAUGUUUUCAAGGGUGACGUGCAGGUCGCCUCAAAAGAUGACUGGGUGUUCAGAGACGUGGAUAUUCUCAAGUUGGUUGUUACUCCUGCAAUGCGAGUGGCCCUUAAGCUAUAUCAGGACCAUUUCACCUGGAAUCCGCUAUCAACUAACGGGGAACUCUAUUCGGCCAUCCAAACCACCACUCAAACCGUCGUCAUCUGCCACGAAACCGACCCUCAGUGGCGCUCCGCCGUUUUGAACGAUGCGGACAAGUUGUUUUCUUUUCGACGCAUUGAUAGUGGAACAACUCAACAAUGCUACCGUUUUAUUAUGAUGACCAAGCAAAUGCUCAACUUUCAGGUUAUUAAGCUGAAUACCGAGUGUGUCCGAGGUUUCUGGGCCGGUCAACAAAGAGAACAAAUAUUUCUGCGCAACAACAAUCCCGAACGUGGCAGUAUUCAGCACGCGAAGCACGUUCUGCGUAAUCUAAUCAACUCGAGUUGUGACCAGCCCAUCGGCUAUCCCAUCUACGUCAGCCCCUUAAUUACGAGUUUUGUUGAAACUCAUCCUCAGUGUCGGCGUAUCGCCUGUCCCAGUGUUUCCAUCCCCGGCGCCGUGAGGAGCCUGUAUAAGGUGCGCGAUCGCGUGAAGAUCUACUGCAACAGGAGUUGCAGCGGACAGACAGAACGUAAGUUGCACGUCAUAAAUCAUUUGAAACGUCGAAGAUGGCGUCAGCUCAAAACCUGGCUCAACUCAGUCCUCCGUCAGGACAUGGAAGUGUUAAUUGAACCUUCGGUAUUCAGUCUUCGGGGCGGGCGAUGGCGAAGAGAAUGGCCCAAACUGUCCAGGUCUGCGGCCACGGAUCGUCGCGCGUGGAGAAGCACCGUACGGGACAUGAUUGAGGCCGGCUAG